Messenger RNA from Plasmodium fragile, 1329 nucleotides. RefSeq lists its product as uncharacterized. The coding region runs from base 1 to 1329 and encodes 442 amino acids. The record is from RefSeq and is a predicted model, not a curated record. The transcript is spliced from 3 exons. NCBI's taxonomy places the organism in Eukaryota, Apicomplexa, Aconoidasida, Haemosporida, Plasmodiidae.
AUGAGUGGGAGAGGAUCGUCCGCCCUGCGCCGCAUGAAAAGUACAGGUUCUUCAUCGUCCACGCCCAAACUAUCCCACAUUUUCAAAAACGCCAAAAUAUUGUCAAACAGAAAUAAGCGGGAACCCCAGAGUUCAGAACUGAGUCAGGAAGACAUUAAACAUAUAAACAAAUUUGUAGACGAGUUGGUUGCACAUGAUAUAGAAUGUAUUGACCAGCUGAAUGAUUUGUAUCUAAGAAAAAGUUACCCUGAUUGCCAUGAUUUAAAAUGUUACACUUGUUACGAUGCACUAAAUGUUAACUCCAAGAAUAAAAGAAAUAACAUCUCUGUGUUGGUGAAGUCAAAUGAUUCGUAUGUCUUAAUUGACGUCGGGAAAACCUUCAGGGACAGCCUGUUGCGGAACCAGGACAAAAUUAACUUUUAUGAAAUCAAGCUAGACUCGGUGCUGAUAAGCCACAGCCACACAGACGCGCUGAACGGAAUAGAUGACCUCAGGGACCUCCAAGAAUGCGACAAAGUAAGCAUUGGAGACAGCUACUAUUACAAGCCGAAGAAGCUAAUUGACGUUUACGUGAAUGCAGUUUCAUAUGAACGGCUGCGAAAUGGUUAUGACUACCUGGUCAAAAAAAGGAAGGAAAACAUUUUCUUUUCCAAAAUAGCAGCACUUAAUUUGUUAGUUAUCAAGGAUGAAAAGUAUAACAAAUUAAUCCUUGAAGAAAAAGCGGUUAGUGAGAUAAAGGAUGGGACAGUUGCCAUGACAAAGCAGGACCAUAAAGGUACCACAAAUAGUACGCACAAUAGCAAAACAGAUGGUGUGGACAAGGGUAAAGAGAAUGGGGGGUACGGCGAUGAUGCUGAUGAUGAUGAUGGCACUUGUGUAAAUAUACAUACGUACAACAAAAAAGAUGAACACGGUUAUGUAUACACCACAUUUGACCAGAACAAACGUAUCAGAUUUAUUCCCUUCCAGCAUGGGUCAAACUACAUAUGUGUUGGAUAUAUCAUAGGAGAGAAUGAAAAGUUGGUUUACAUUUCGGACUGUUCCUAUAUACCACCCAAUGUACUGGACUACAUAAAGAAAAUAGGCUCCACGGAAGUGUUAAUCAUAGACGCCCUUUAUUAUAAGGCAAAACAUUAUUCACAUUUUUCUUUGCACGAAAGUAUAAAAAUUGCACUGCUUAUCAAGCCGAAGAAAGUGUACUUUAUUGGAAUGUCCUGCGGUAUAGAACAUCAUAUUACUAACUUAUUUUUGAAGAAAUUAUCGAAUAAAUAUCCAGACAUUUCCUUCUCCUUGGCGCAUGACGGUUUGUUUGUGCCCAUCAACUUUUAG